Molecule: messenger RNA, 1290 nt
Organism: Myzus persicae (green peach aphid)
Lineage: Eukaryota; Metazoa; Arthropoda; Insecta; Hemiptera; Aphididae
Product: DNA-directed primase/polymerase protein-like
Exons: 2
Coding region: 1-1290 (429 amino acids)
Biological process (GO): response to UV; error-prone translesion synthesis; mitochondrial DNA replication
Cellular component (GO): mitochondrial matrix; nucleus
Molecular function (GO): DNA-directed DNA polymerase activity; chromatin binding
Source: RefSeq, a predicted model, not a curated record
AUGUCGGGUCUAACUACUCAAGUGUUUUACGGUUCGUCAAAACGAAGUUCGUUCCAUUUAAUACCAUCAACAUCUUCAUCCAAAAAGGUAAGACGUGAACCGUGCCAUUUAACCAAUGUUAAACGGUUGCUGGGACCUCUAAUUGGCUGGAAAAACUUUCCUAGACAACAAGAAGCUCUAGACUAUGCGAAAACUAAAUCAAAUGGUUGUAUGUCCUUCACGUAUGAACAAAGUAAUGGCCAACGAUAUUUUAUGGUUGCUCAUCCUGAAACAUUUUGGUACUAUGAUUCACGUAAACCACAAAAUGAAAGACACACUUAUGAAAUCAUACCGGAAAAUAAUCCAUGCAAAUUAUAUUUUGAUUUAGAAUUCAAUCGCAAUGAGAAUCCAGAAUCAAAUGGUAUAAAAAUGCUAGAUACUUUUGUCAAAAUAAUUAUAAUGUUUAUCAAACAAAAAUUUGAUAUAGUGUGCAAAGAAGAAGAUGUUCUUGACUUAGAUUCAUCAACAGCAGAAAAGUUUAGCCAUCAUUUGAUCUUUCAAUCUAUUGUAUUUUCUAAUAACCUUCAAGCUGGGUAUUUUGUUAGAUUUAUAUGCUGUGAAAUUAAUAAGUUUUUGUCUGAAGAUCACUGUCUAGAAGAUAAUGGAUGUUUUUACAGUGGAAUAACCACUAAAGAUCUAAUUAAUUUAAAAACUCAUCAAGGAUUAUUUUGUGACGAAAGUGUAUAUUCAAGAAACAGACAUUUUAGAUUAUAUAAGUCAUCAAAAUUGAAAAAAAAUAUUCCAUUAGUCCUGAGCGCUACUAACAAGUAUAAAUUUCCUGAAAUGGCUCAUUGCGAGGACUGUUUUGACAAACAAAUAUUUUUAAAUCAAAUUAUUGCUGAAACACAUGGUGACAGGGUACAUCUGAAUAAUAAAAAUCAAGGUGCAUGCCAGUCUUCUUACACAAGUUCACCUUUUCCGCGAAUAGAUAGGUAUAUCUCAGAUCUUGUAUUUCCCGGAAAAAUCUUCAAAAACCAUUAUUUUCCUUCGGUCAACAAAUUAGUUUACAGUAUUGUGAAGAACCGUUAUUGUGGAAAUGUUAAACGACAACACAAAAACAAUAAUGUUAAGUACAUAGUUGAUUUAAACGAAAUGUAUUGGUAUCAAAAAUGUUAUGAUCCUGACUGUGAACAGUAUCGAUCAAAUGGUACUAAGUUGCCAAAUGAAAUUUGUUUUGAGUAUGCUAAUCAUAUAGUUGAUGAUUUAUCGGACAGCCUGUUAGUAGAAGUUGCAGACGCUGCUCAAUUAUAA